Molecule: messenger RNA, 3105 nt
Organism: Leptopilina heterotoma
Lineage: Eukaryota; Metazoa; Arthropoda; Insecta; Hymenoptera; Figitidae
Product: integrin beta-PS-like
Exons: 16
Coding region: 93-2537 (814 amino acids)
Biological process (GO): cell migration; cell-matrix adhesion; cell adhesion mediated by integrin
Cellular component (GO): integrin complex; focal adhesion; cell surface
Molecular function (GO): integrin binding
Source: RefSeq, a predicted model, not a curated record
CCUCGGGAUGUCUCAGUAUCAUUUCAGUCUCACAAGAACAAUUUAACAUUUUUUUUGCCUCAUAAAAAUAAAAAUUUACCGAAAAUAAAACUAUGAUAAUACAGUUCUUCAUUAUUUUUAUAAAUUUAGUCAUUGUAUUUUGUGGUGAAACCAGUGAUGACAGUUUUUGUGCGGCACAACAAAAUUGUACGAGUUGUUUACGUACAACAAAUUGUGUUUGGUGUUCUCUAACGACAAUCCAACCGAUAGUUCGAUGUGUGACUAGAGAGAGAUACAAAAAAGAAGGCGAAUUAUGGUGCGCAAAGAAGUCAGAGGUGGUGGAUGAUUAUUCGAAAUUGAAAAUUAUUGAAGAUCGUCCGCUUUUGUCAAAUAAAGGAAGUGAACCAGUUCAAGUACAACCGCAAAAAAUUCGUGUUCGUCUUAGAACAGGAGAAGAGAAACGUGUAACCUUAAAAUACAGUUUAGCGCAAGACUAUCCGGUUGAUCUCUAUUAUCUAAUGGACCUAUCAGCCUCAAUGGAAAAUAAAAGGGAUCAACUCUCCGAACUCGGAUUUCAAUUGGCAGAUGCGAUGAGAAAAUUGACGUCAAAUUUUCGUCUUGGCUUUGGAAGUUUCGUGGAUAAAGUUGCCUUGCCGAUGACAAACACUCAACCCGAAAGAUUAGUCAUUCCAUGCAAUUUUAUAUCGGUUUCAAAUUCAUGUACUGUUCCUUACGGAUAUCGAAAUCAAUUGUUCUUAACUGAGGAUGUAUCACUAUUUAAGACACGCGUGAAGCAGGCGUCGAUAUCGGGAAAUAUGGACGCACCCGAGGGCGGAUUAGAUGCAAUGCUGCAAGCAAUGGUCUGCACGAAGGACAUUGGUUGGAGGCCUAAAGCCCGACAUCUUAUGGUUUUUUCCACAGAUGAUAAAUAUCAUAUUGCUGGCGAUGGCAAACUUGCAGGCAUCGUAGAACCAAAUGAUGGGCUUUGUCACUUGGACGAAGAUGGAUAUUACACUUAUUCGUUGCUUCAAGAUUAUCCAUCAAUUGCGCAGAUAAAUAAAGUGGCACAAGAAAAUAACAUAAACAUCAUAUUUGCAGUGCCACCUGAUGAAAAUAUUACUUAUUAUCUUCUGUCGAAAAGUAUUUUUGGUUCGUCAAUCGGUCUUUUGGAAAAUGAUUCAACAAAUGUUGUUGCAUUAAUUAGUAAUGAAUAUGAGAAAUUGGUAAGUUCUGUGACAAUGUCGGACAAUGCAACAAAAGCAGUUGACAUAAAGUACUUUUCGAGAUGUUUGGAAAAAUCUGAUGACUUGAAGGAAAGUCGUGUAUGCGAGGGACUUCGUGUCGGUAAUGUCGUCGAAUUUGAAAUAAUUCUAAAGGCGUUAAAUUGUCCCGAGAAUCCAGACGAAUGGCAACAAAAUAUUCAAAUACGACCCACGGGUCUUGACGAGAGUCUCACUAUUGACUUGCAAAUAAUUUGUGACUGUCCCUGCGAUAGAGACGAUCAUUCGAAUAAUAUACCGGAGAGUUCAAGUUGCAAAGGAAAUGGCACAUUAAUUUGUGGCACUUGUUACUGUAAUCCUGGAUUUUAUGGUAAAUUUUGCGAGUGUAAGGGAAAUAUGCACGAUAAUGAGCCGGUGAAAGAUGACUGCAGUCCAAAUGGAGAGGAGAAAAUUUGCAGUGGACGUGGAACGUGCAAGUGUGGAGUUUGUGACUGUGCAAAACGUGCUAAUUCGAGGGAAUUUUUCUAUGGAAAAUAUUGCGAGUGUGAUAAUUUCUCCUGUAAACGAAACAGUGCAAAAUUGGUUUGCGGUGGACGAGGUAAGUGUGAAUGCGGCACGUGCAAUUGCUUUCCAGGUUGGACUGGUGAUACUUGCGAUUGCAAGGAAACUAAUAGAACGUGUAAGCCGACGGAGGAAACAAACGAAAUUUGCAGUGGUCAUGGUGAUUGCGUUUGUGGAAAGUGUCAUUGUCAUCAGAAGGGAAAUAUUCGUUACUCGGGCCAAUUUUGCGAAGAUUGUCCGACCUGUCCGGAGAAAUUGUGCGAAGAAUUCAAGGACUGUGUCGAAUGUUUUGUGCAUAAUUCGGGUCCACUUGCUGCCGAAAAUGGAUGUGAAUCGUGUCCACACCAUAUUGCCGUUGUAAAAGAGCUGCAAGACGAGGCCACUGAGAAAGAAACUGGAUCGCAAAUUUGCAAAGUUCCUGGAGAUGGUGAUUGUACUUUUGCCUUCAAAUACAAAUCCCAUCGAGAGAGCACUGGGGAUGAUAUAAAAGCUUACGAAAUCACUGCCCGCAAAAGCAAAGAAUGCCCUGAACCAGUAAACGCAAUGGGAGUUGCAAUCGGAGUUAUUAUAACUACCGUAAUUCUUGGACUGCUAGUUCUUGUUGUUUGGAAAGUAUUGACAGAAAUUCAUGAUAAGAGGGAAUUCGCGAAAUUCGAGAACGAGCGAACGCAAGAAAAAUGGAGUCAGCAAGACAAUCCGCUGUACAAGCAAGCGACUACAACAUUUGACAAUCCAACAUUCAGUAGUCUAUACAAGGAUUCAUAUUCCGACGAUUAAUAAUUUUCAAAAAUUUAUUCAAAGAAAACAUAAAUGUCUCGAAGAGUGAAUAAGAAGAAUAUAUACCGCGAUGAUAUUCCAAGAAAAAAAAGAGAUUCUUUUGUUUCAUUUUCGGACUUGCGACUCCUUAAUUAAGAUGUUUUUUUCAAGACGAGGCUUCGACACUUUGACCAUUAUUCCUCUUCUCGGAAUGUUUUCAAGUAGGUAUAAGGGAAGUGCCGUCAAAGUAAUCAAUUUUUACCUUCGUACUCUCUGCCAGAACAGCGGUAUAAUAUUCUUUUGCUUUUGCGCCAGCAAUAUAAUAAUUCAGCGAUGAGAAUUGAGGGUCAAAGAAUAAUCGGGGGAAAAAAGAGGAAAUAUAAUAAAAGCGAAUGUCUUUUAAUAAUUACUGUUUAUAUACUUGAACAAUAGUUAUUAAAAGGAAUAUUCGUUGAACGAAUUUAAAAGAGAUUAUUGUUUGUUGAAGAAUGUAUAGAGUAAAGGGGAAUAAUUUUUGAAAAACGGGACUGUUAAUUAUUACUCUCUUAUUUAUUACUCAAAUCCGAAUAAUUAGUACAAAAGUCGUCAA